AUGAUUGCUCUAUCUAUAUCAAAUCCUGUGGUACAGGCGUUCAUCGUGCAUUCCGCCAUUUUGGGGAUAAAAGUGUUGGCCAUGAGUGGCUUGACAGCUAUCGCGCGGAUGACAAAAAAGGUGUUCUCAAAUCCAGAAGACGCUAAAUUCCUUAAGGGAAAGGUGAAAUUCGACGACCCAACUGUGGAGAGAGUUCGUCGUGCGCACCUCAACGAUUUAGAGAACAUUCCUGUGUUUUGGGUCCUUGGGGCGUUAUAUCUGACCACCAAUCCCGCAGCAGCGUGGGCUAUUUUGUUAUUUAGAGUGUAUACAGUCUGUCGAAUUGUUCAUACAUUAGUUUACGCUGUCGUACCGUUGCCUCAACCGACGAGGGCCAUUGCCUUUUUGGUCCCAGUUGUUAUCAAAUAUUAUAUGGGAAUACAAGUUGUUUUAUAUUACAUUACAGCUAUUUAA
Molecule: messenger RNA, 453 nt
Organism: Leptosia nina
Lineage: Eukaryota; Metazoa; Arthropoda; Insecta; Lepidoptera; Pieridae
Source: the annotation of a GenBank genome assembly